This is a messenger RNA of Panicum virgatum (switchgrass), 741 nucleotides long. RefSeq names its product Werner Syndrome-like exonuclease. Gene Ontology annotation, cellular component: nucleus; cytoplasm. The coding region runs from base 106 to 594 and encodes 162 amino acids. The record is from RefSeq and is a predicted model, not a curated record. NCBI's taxonomy places the organism in Eukaryota, Viridiplantae, Streptophyta, Magnoliopsida, Poales, Poaceae. The transcript has a single exon. Gene Ontology annotation, biological process: nucleobase-containing compound metabolic process. Gene Ontology annotation, molecular function: nucleic acid binding; 3'-5' exonuclease activity.
GGGCACGACGCGAUCACCACCACCGUCACGUCCUCCGGCAAGGCCGUGGAGCGCUGGAUCACGGAGGUCCUCUCCGCGCGCCGCAUCGACGGCAGCCGCUACGACAUGGUCGCCAGGCUCGACGUCGAGUGGCGCCCCAGCUACCGCGGCAAGCAGAACCCCGUAGCCACCCUGCAGCUCUGCGUCGACCGCCGCUGCCUCAUCUUCCAGCUCCUCCACGCCGACUACCUCCACGCCGCGCUGCCCGGGUUCCUCGGCGACCGCGCGGUCCGCUUCUUCGGCGUCGGCGUGGACGCGGACGCGGCGCGGCUCAGGGCCGACCACGGCCUGGAGGUGGGCAGGGCGGUGGACCUCCGGGGCUACGCGGAGGAGUACGCGGGCCGCCCGGACCUCCGCCAGGCUGGGCUGCGCGCCAUCGCCGCCGCCGUCUUGGGCGUCGACCUCGCGAAGCCGCACGGGGUGACCACGAGCCGCUGGGACGCGCGCAGCCUCAGCGACGAGCAGAUCACCUAUGCCUGCCUCGACGCCUUCGUCUCUUCCGAGGUCGCCCGCAAGCUGCAACGCCAGGAGCAGAUCUUCAGGUGCGUCUCGUGAAGCUGCUCGAGGGCGGCUACCGACCGAUCGAUCUGCGCGGUGUCCAACGAUUGCAAAUAAAUUCGUUCUAGCUUGUUUUAGUGGUUAAGUUUGUUCUAGUUUAAAUUAUUUGCAUCAGAAAAAAAUGUUUGUCAUGGUGCGUUGAGA